CGCUAAGUUAUCGGUCGCCAUUCUGUGUUGUGUCUGGAGUAAGACAUCCGGUUUGACAGGCCUGCGACUACGCGAGAGGCCACCUUUUUCUUAAAACUUGAGAAGGAGAGUGUUGGCAUUCGUUUGCCAGUUAUUAUAAGCCGAGAUCCGGCGUUUCCGUGCCCGGUCGCGAUGCGAGAGAUCGAGGAAGGAAGCGGCGAGGACAAUAACAAGAUGCAAGUCGACGGCGAGAAGAAGGGAGGUAGCUCAGAGACACGAAAGGAAAAGUCUCGUGAUGCUGCCAGGUGCCGAAGAAGCAAAGAAUCAGAGGUCUUCUUUGAGUUGGCCCAUGAAUUGCCACUUCCACACAGUGUCUCCUCUCAUCUCGAUAAAGCCUCUAUCAUGAGGCUGACUAUCAGCUACCUACACUUGAGGAAACUGUUCAAUGAUCGGGAUGCUGAGCUGGAAGCUGACUUAGAGAAACAACUUAACAGCUUUUACUUAAAAGCUCUGGAUGGAUUUGUCCUGGUGUUAACACAGGAUGGAGACAUGAUCUACAUGUCUGAGAAUGUCAACAAGUGCAUGGGACUUACUCAGUUUGAACUGAUUGGGCACAGUAUUUUUGACUUCAUUCACCCAUGUGAUCAUGAAGAGAUGCGGGAAAUGCUUUCACACAGGCAAGGACUUCUGAAGAAGGGAAAGGAUCAGAACACCGAACGCAACUUCUUUUUGCGGAUGAAAUGUACUUUGACGAGUCGAGGCCGUACUGUCAAUAUUAAAUCAGCAACAUGGAAGGUCCUUCAUUGCACUGGGCACAUUCAAGUGUACAAAUCCAAAAGUGAGCAGAUGCACUGUGGUUACAAGGAGCCACCUAUGACCUGUCUUGUUUUGAUCUGUGAACCUAUUCCACACCCAUCCAACAUAGAGGUCCCACUGGACAGCAAGACAUUUUUGAGUCGUCAUGGCCUGGACAUGAAAUUCUCCUAUUGUGAUGAGAGAAUAACAGAGUUAAUGGGCUACCAACCAGAAGAAUUGCUGGGUCGUUCAAUCUAUGAAUAUUACCACGCCAUGGAUUCAGACCAUCUGACCAAAACCCAUCAUGAUCUAUUUACAAAAGGCCAAGCAACCACAGGUCAGUACAGGAUGUUAGGAAAGGAAGGUGGUUACGUUUGGGUGGAAACUCAGGCCACGGUAAUCUACAAUUCAAAAAAUUCCCAACCUCAGUGCAUCGUCUGCGUGAACUACGUUUUGAGUGGUUUAGUUGAAAAAGAAGUGGUUCUUUCACUGGAUCAGACUGAACGUGUACCAGCAUUCACGGAGAAGGCUGAGGAACCUGUUAAGGCAACAACCGAUCAAUCCACAAACGAAGAGGCCACCAAUCUGUUUGACAAACUGAAGGAGGAACCAGAAGCUUUGACUCAACUUGCACCAGCUGCAGGCGAUACAGUUGUCUCACUGGACUUUAGCCCUUCAGGUUCAGAAAUACAGCAGUUUGAUGAGGUCUCUCUGUACAAUGAUGUUAUGUUGCCCUCCGCCACUGACCGAAAGACGGUAGACUUGGCACUGUCACCCCUUCCUCCUUCGGAUGCAGUUAAGCCACUAUGCAACAGCACAGAGUCGGCCUUGGAGUCAAUUAUCAAGCUUGAAACAACCCAAGAACCACUGGAAUUUUCAUUUACCAUUCCACAAAUUAAUGAGCAAACAAGCAAAUCCUCCUGUCUUGGCCCCACUCACAAUUCAACACAACCCAGUAGUCCUCCAGCCUAUUGCUUUAAUGUUGACACUGAAAUGUCUAAUGAGUUCAAAUUGGACAUGGUGGAAAAGCUUUUUGCAAUUGAUCCGGAAGCCAAAACCCCCUUCUCUGUUCAGGACAUUGAUAACUUGGAUUUGGAGAUGCUGGCUCCAUACAUACCAAUGGAUGAUGACUUUCAGCUUCGGUCAUUGGACCAACUUUCACCACUUACGGAAUCUCCAGCCACCCCUCCCAGCACACAAAGCAUGAACAAUGUGAUUGACAUCUUCCCACAAGCUGGAUCAUCUGUUAAAGACACUCCACACAAGAAUACGCAAACAUUGAACCAAGUGGAAAAGAUUGAGCCUGUGAAUGCAAUUAAAUCUUGCAUACAUGUAAAUGAAAUGGAUAAUUGCCCAGAAGCACUCUAUUGUGAGAGCAGCAGCAGAACAGCUUCACCUGUCCGAACUGGAGGGAAAGGACCACUGACACAGCAGAUUGAUACUUCACAUCCGCAGAGUCUUGUAUCUCCUGUGAAGGUGUUGCUUAAUUACAGUAAAAGAUCUGCAAAAGAAAGAGCUCCAACAGAAGACCCGAGCCCUCAGACAGUGGUUUUGCACAAUUCACCUAAGAAACGAAAGUUGGAAAAUGCAGCUUCCCUGUUCCAAGCAGUUGGAAUUGAAUUAUUGUUCCCAAGUGACACGAACCCUUCAGUCAGUAUACCACACACGUGGAAGCGUGCAAAAGGAUUUGAAGCUAAUGGCAGUGAACAGAAGACACUUGUGUUGUUACCCACUGAUAUAGUAGCCAGGCUUCUGGCUCAUUCAGCAGAGGACAAUAGCUUGCCAACACUCACCAACUAUGACUGUGAAGUGAAUGCACCUAUUCAAGGCAACAGAACCCUGCUUCAGGGUGAAGAUGUUCUUAGAGCAUUGGAUCAUGUCAAUUAAGGUCACAGACCCGAACAAAAUAAUGAACAAUGGCAAAGCCCCAGCACCCAAAGCAGUCUAUUUAUAUUUUCUAAAUCUGAUUAUUAUAAAAGCCUGGCUACUGCAGCUUUUCAGUUAGCGGUACUCCUCCACUGACCUCGCCCAUAAUCUGCUCUUUAUUUGCAUUGUCAGUCCAAGUCUGUAACUCGGUUUGAAUAUCUUAUGGAUACUUGAUGCUUUAAGGCAUAUGGACAUGCUUGGGAUCCAUCAGGAAGGUGGAAUGUAUGACAAUGACACAUCCUAUAAGUAAACAUAUUUUGGUGGUCUAUUUUAAUAAGUACUGAAAUUUGUGUCUAAUGCUUGAAUUUAAUAGCGAUCACUCUAAGAUAUUGAAUAAAUAUUAAAAGGGAUUAUAGCAGCUUUUUUCAUGAACAUUCUUUAACCCGGAGCGGCAAGAUCAUGUCUAUAUGAUUCACUCUAGGAUUUCUACCUGUUGCUUUGCCAGCCGUUAAUUAUAGCCACAAUUGCACAAAAUAUAUUUUCUUAUUAAGUACCAGCAGUUCUUUAUGCAAUAUGUUUUGCAGUUAUAUUUGUCGUAUUUAAGAAAUGGGAGCUCCAACUAAUUUUUUAGUUAUUAUGUAGUUAAAAAUGAAGGUUAGGCAUGGAAUGCAUACACAAAUAAUCACUUUGUACAUGUCAUUUUUAAUCUAGAAUGGCUUAUACUGAACAGAUGAGGACCUGACUUCCUCUUAAGCAACUGUUUGUUGGAAAUCGAAUGUUGGCAACAUAAAUAUGGGCAAUGUCUCUUUUUAAUGUGCAGUUUAAUAUUAUUGAUUAGUCACUUGUUCGCCAGCGCACGUAAUUCCUACUGUAGUUGUAAGUUAAUGCUCUAAAAUCAUAGCAACAAGUCAUAAUUAUGCUGCUUAUUCUGCAUUGUGUAAGUAGUAAAGAGUGUAAAUGUAACAAAUCCAUUGUAUUAGAAGAGCUCGUUUGGUCUCCCUGUCUUGAUUCUAAAGCACUUUGUCACUUAACUCCCAAUUAAGUAUCAUGUAGGUUAUAAAUUCUUUAUUCCCUUUUCCUCCAACACAACACUCCUAUCCCUGCCAUUUCCUGGCCUUGCACAGUUCUUGAAUGAAGUGAUCCCAAACUUUGCGCGUGAAAUUGUACCGUACAACUUGGAUUGUUUUUACUCGGUCAUCUUUUGUUAUUUGUGGUUGGAUCGAACACUAACUGUAUUGUUUCAUUACUUCAAUAAACACGUGGACCAGGCUUA
Leucoraja erinaceus (little skate) is the source of this 3913-nucleotide messenger RNA. It is a transcript of the gene hif1aa, whose product is annotated as hypoxia inducible factor 1 subunit alpha a. The record is from RefSeq and is a predicted model, not a curated record. Gene Ontology annotation, biological process: regulation of transcription by RNA polymerase II; cellular response to hypoxia. The transcript has 15 exons. Gene Ontology annotation, cellular component: nucleus. The coding region runs from base 172 to 2661 and encodes 829 amino acids. Gene Ontology annotation, molecular function: DNA-binding transcription factor activity, RNA polymerase II-specific; RNA polymerase II transcription regulatory region sequence-specific DNA binding; protein dimerization activity. Lineage: Eukaryota; Metazoa; Chordata; Chondrichthyes; Rajiformes; Rajidae.